Molecule: messenger RNA, 3202 nt
Organism: Procambarus clarkii (red swamp crayfish)
Lineage: Eukaryota; Metazoa; Arthropoda; Malacostraca; Decapoda; Cambaridae
Source: RefSeq, a predicted model, not a curated record
AUACUGUACUUGGUGCAUGUAGGAGCUACAGGUUCCUGUUGUUACAUAAUGAAGAAUUUAAAUGUGUCUUUCAGUCAUCAUGGUAUUCAAGAUUUGACUCCUCCAUUACCGGUUCGGUUGCAAAAUGCUCUUAGUCAGCCUUCUUUACAAAUCCGAUGUGAAGAAGUUGGACGCAUUUUGAACGAAUCAACUAGCAAGGAUGCAAACUUUAUUCUUCGUGCAGUAGUAGAAAGCAUCUUUGGUAUAAAUGGCCAAGUAGGCUGGGGCUUGAGAACAAUAACACAUUCUGUUCUCAUUAGAGAGUUUGAACAUUUACGGGCGUUCUUGAGUGCUUCUGGUCCACUGCUGUCACUGACUUAUCGUCUGGCAAAUGAUCCAUUCCUCAUGUUUGAAUUUCCAGUGGCAUGUCUUCCAGCAAAAUCUCGUGCAGAAAUAGAAGAUGGGACUCCAGGAGUUUUCUACAUUAACAAAGUUCAGAAUCCAGGUCCUGGCAAAACUCCAAUCAAUAUUCUACUUAAUGCUUUUGAAUUUUAUAUAUUUCAUUUUGCACAUUUCCUUGUGAGUGGGAGCAACCAGAGAUGGUCACUUUCGUGGUCAACUGCUGGUGAUGCCCUCUAUCCCAGCCUGUUGGAAGACUACCUCAGCACAUUUCUUCCAUGUGACAGCUCGGUACCACCUGGUCCACCAAGCCCUCCUGUGUCACCCAGGGGUGUACUGUCUCCUGUCUCUUCCAGCAGUGGCACUGGAAAUCCCACAUUGUACCUGAGUACUUUGGUAUCUCCCAUUGCGUCUCGUUCACUACGCUCACCAUCCCCUCAUGGCUACCCCAGCACUGAUGGAAGUGGUGCACAUGCAUCAUCCCCACUACAUGCUACUCAUGUUCCACAUCCCCAGCUUAAUAUCUGGACCAGUCAGGUACUGUUGCAAGUGGUGAUGGAGAUGUGGGUGAAUCAGUGCCUUCCCCCGCCAGUGCGGUCACCAGGUCGCGUGCUGCCCUCCUCCCCUGCCUCGCCACAUGGUAGUCAGUACACUGCUCUGCAUGUGUGCAGUGUCUUUUCAGAACACACACCUCUAGAGUAUCGGCCAAAUUGGCUCACAAAUGGCUUUGAGGUGUUUGUGCCAUCAAGUGAUCACGUGAGAGUGGUGAGGAUGCUUAUUAAGCAUCUUCAUUUCUUUGCUAAUAGUGGAAAGUCCGCACAACCAUCGCCUCUGGAUGACUUGCGCAAGAAUCUGUGGAGCAUGUAUCGGAAGAGCCUCUACCAGUUCCUUCGUCAUACCUUCAGCCAUUGGCCCUUGGAUUCCUCCUUUAGACUGGUACUUGAAACUUGGCUGUCCUAUGUACAGCCAUGGAGAUACACAGACUAUUCACCAAUUAAUAGAAGUCCAACGCAAGGCUGUAGUGACUAUGAAUCACAACGUUCUGUGGAAGGAAGGUGGCAGGGUUUCAUUGCUGAGAAUCUCCUGUUCUACACUUUACUUUUCAACCACCUCAUGUGUCGAUUGUUUCGUUUGGACUUGUCAGCUCCUAAGAAUGCUCAGAUUCUUUUUAGAGUUACAAAGGUUUUUUCUCAGAUCAACCUUGGUUGCCUUAUUCGUGAAAUUGAGGAAGCCCUUGAGGAUCCACACUUCAUGCACCGCUCCUUACUUGGUGGAGCGUCUCACUCCUUAGGACAUCACGGAGGAUUUGCUGGAAUCCACAAUGAUCAGUUCCCAGCACGCUCUCUUGCAUCUGUUGCUCGAGGGCAUAUUAUGGAGAUGGAAGGCCCUAGUCAUUCAUAUCAUCCUAUGUUUAGUGCGGACAAUAUUGCUACGGUGGAAUCAUUACUAAAGCAUAUACGACGGGCACACGAGGCAGUAAUUAGGGAACAACAGCAACACUUCAGAGCCUGUGCAGCUGGAGUUAGUGAUGAUGGAAAUGACAAGGUGAAAAAAGAGAGCUGGUUGUCAAGUGUCAUCAAAUACAUCUUUGAUUCAUCAUCUCCAACAGAAGAUGAAAUAUCGAGUGAUGACAUCAGGAAGACGGUUAUUCAUUUGGAAACUGCGCAGAGACAACUUUCGGGGAUUUUCAAUAUACUAUUGCCUCUAGAAUAUGGACAGAUGACCAGUGACCUUGAACCAGGAUAUCAUGGCACUAAUCACUUGGAUUCCUUUUACCAACCUAAUCAGUUUAAGACUUCAGAUGACCAUGCAUCUCCUCAUUAUGCCAACUCUCCAAAGGGUCCUGUUCUUUCUAAUUAUGGUCGUUACCAAUUGAUGUCAGGGCUCCGGAGACGUGAUUUAAAAUAUGAAGGAGAUCCAGAUUUAAGACCAAUCUGCACCUUUGAAAUCCCCUUCCUUGUACGCUGGUUAUACUCUCUUGCUGCACUCAUUAAUUCCAAAUAUGGGAAGGAAAUGGUUAGUGUUUACUCCAGGCAAGACCCAGUUGGUUAUCUGGCAAAAGUGUUCCUCAAGGGUCCAGAGACAGUUUAUGAGUAUCACAAGAACAGCUCUGGUUCUCCACACUCUCGCAUUCCUAAGACUCUUCCACCAAGAUUAAGCUUGAGAUUUCAGGCCAGCAAACACGCCAUUGGAUAUGAACUGGGAUUUGCUCUUCUGUUUUAUGUCUUGGGCAUGUGGGGCUUGCUUGUGAAGAUAUUAGUAACAGCAGCUGCUGUUAUUUCUGUGCCUGCAUACAUCGCUCACCGUUACAUGGUUAAGCACCAGCCAGUAAGCUCAGAGCGUGAACACGAUGAACAAGAGUGGGAAGAGCAGCAGCAGCGGAGGGUUCCAACAUCGUUGCCACUACCACAAUUGUGAUAACAUCUCAUUUAGUGCAAGAUGAUGCAAGCAUUUAAGUGGUAAAAUGAGUGCAAAGGCUAAUGUAUAUUGUAAAUAUAAUGAUGAAAAAUUGUGGCAUCAUCUUAUGCACAUUUGAAAUUGGGACAUUAAUCACAUUAUUCUGAGAGUCAUACAUAUUAAUGAAUUCUGUUUUGUUUCCUUAGAUUACAGCACAUGUAUUUAUCAUAUAAUAUUGCCACUAACAGAACAAUACUCAUUGGUAUUUUUAGGUUCAGCAAAAGGAGACUUUUUAAUGAAAAAAUAUAAGUAUCAUUCAUAUUGUUCUUGAAAGGAAACAACAUUGACCAUUGUCUUUUAAGUAAAUUUUUUGUAUUGUUAGAAUAAACUUUUAUAUUAUCUUUAUUAAUAAAGAAAUAUAAAUUUG